This is a messenger RNA of Aspergillus oryzae RIB40, 1590 nucleotides long. Its product is annotated as cation diffusion facilitator family transporter. NCBI's taxonomy places the organism in Eukaryota, Fungi, Ascomycota, Eurotiomycetes, Eurotiales, Aspergillaceae. The record is from RefSeq and is a predicted model, not a curated record. The coding region runs from base 1 to 1590 and encodes 529 amino acids. Gene Ontology annotation, cellular component: membrane. The transcript has 4 exons. Gene Ontology annotation, biological process: intracellular zinc ion homeostasis; zinc ion transmembrane transport. Gene Ontology annotation, molecular function: zinc ion transmembrane transporter activity.
AUGGGCCUCUCCAAAACUAACAGGAUCAUUAUCCUGUUGGCCAUCGACUCGGCGUUCUUUCUGUUAGAAUUGACAGUUGGCUAUGCCGUCCACUCGCUUGCCCUGGUUGCUGAUUCGUUUCAUAUGCUUAAUGAUGUGCUGUCCCUGUGUGUUGGUUUAUGGGCCGUUAAAGUCGCCAACCAGGAGACCAAUUCGACCACUUCCAAGAUGUACACUUAUGGGUGGCAACGUGCGGAAACCCUCGGAGCCUUGGUCAACGGUGUCUUCCUCGUCGCUUUAUGCAUGUCGAUUUUCCUAGAAGCUAUACAACGUCUGGUGGAACCCCAGGAGGUGCAAAACCCUAAGCUCGUUUGCAUUGUCGGUUGCUUUGGUCUUUUGUCGAAUAUCUUGGGUCUUUUGUUGUUUCAUGAUCACUCCCAUGGCCAUGGCCACGGCCAUAGCCAUGGUGAAGCUCAUGGUGUUGAGGAUGUGGAUGUCGCUGAGCAGGGCUAUAUUUCUCAUGGCGGAAGUGACCCCGCGCGGGGGAUCGCAGUACGUUCAACCUUACACAAUUGUGUCAUCAACGAUCGGAUUCUAAUCUAUUCAAUGCAGGACGAAUGUACACUCUCUUCUCCCAAUACUCGCAGACGCCGAACACUUGAUAGCCAACAUCGCGGGUCGCCCAGAUACAGUAAUAACGUGGAAGACAUCCAGGUACAUCCAGCUACUAUGAGACAAGAAAUUAUCGGUCGCAGCCGCUAUGUCGAUGAGGAGCAGUCGUCUGAGUCGGACAGCGACCAAACAAACCUCGCUGAAACAUCAGAACGAUCUGCACUCCUUAGCCACAAAGACCGAGCGGGCAAGUAUACUGACGAAGCAAACGCAUCCCUUCAACCAAAUGCUACGGUGGACGACGACAUCCAUAAAUUCCACAACCACGCGCAGCCCAAGUCGAAGGACUCCAAGCACGGUCAUGGCCAUGGUCACGGCCAUGGACAUGGACAUGAUCUCAACAUGCGGGGCGUUUUUCUCCAUGUCAUGGGUGAUGCUCUGGGCAACGUUGGUGUCAUAGCUUCCGCCCUGGUUAUAUGGCUGACCGACUAUGAAUGGAGGUUCUAUGUUGACCCUGGCAUUUCGUUGGUGAUUACGGUGAUCAUUCUCGCCUCGGCCAUUCCUCUUUGCAAAGCCGCAUCUAGAAUCCUCUUACAGGCUGUUCCCCCUGGAAUGAGCAUUGACCAUAUUAAAGAAGAUAUUGAGAGACUUCCUGGAAUCAUCAGCUCCCACGACUUACAUGUUUGGCAACUGAGUGACACGAAGCAUGUCGCUUCGAUUCACAUUCAAGUGGAUACAGAGAUCAAAGGGGAGGGUUCGGAGAGGUAUAUGCGCUUGGCUAGACAGGUGCGAAGAUGCCUCCAUGCCUACGGCAUUCAUUCAACAACGAUUCAGCCCGAAUUCGCACCUGGAAGCGACGUUGAAGACAACCAACCUGCUUCGUCCUAUUCUAGUAACGGCCCCUCUAGUCUGCGGGAGGAAGACUCGCGGGCGUGUCUCUUGGAAUGCGGUGAUGGUUGUACGCGAGGUGGAGAGUGUUGUCCCAAGACCUCAACCUAA